Messenger RNA from Camellia sinensis, 1493 nucleotides. Its product is annotated as putative protein phosphatase 2C 9. Gene Ontology annotation, molecular function: protein serine/threonine phosphatase activity. The record is from RefSeq and is a predicted model, not a curated record. NCBI's taxonomy places the organism in Eukaryota, Viridiplantae, Streptophyta, Magnoliopsida, Ericales, Theaceae. Gene Ontology annotation, biological process: protein dephosphorylation.
UUUUUUGCCGAAGACUCACUCAACUCUCUCUGAAGACGGUUACGAAAAAGAAAACACAAAGAGUAUCGCCCAUUAAUUUAUCAUCUCAAAUCUUUAUUUAUUUCUUUACGAUUGUUUUAUGGUCUCUCUCUUUGUUUCUUUUUCUCUCUAACUAGAACUAUUGUUUGUAUAUUCAAUUGUUUGAGCAAACGAACCCAAAUCAAGUAAUUUCUGGAGGUUCUUCAGAGUCUUUUGAAUCAGCUAUAAAUUUGGGGGAGAUUCAUGGUGUUUUGAGAUGGGUUUUGUGUGAAAAUUCUAUCAGAGGACAGCAAGUGGUAGAUGUAAGAGUUUAUGCUUUUUUUUUGCAAAUUCUUUGAUGGACAAGUUUGCCUGCUUUAAUGCUGUCUGUGUUCAGUGUGUAGGAGUGAAUUCAUCAUAUAGCUCUGGUAAGGGAAGUAGCCAUGAGAGUCAAAUCAAGUAUGGUUUCAGCCUAGUGAAAGGAAAGGCUAAUCAUCCAAUGGAGGAUUAUCAUGUCGCUAAGUUCACACAAAUACAAGGACAUGAGCUUGGGCUGUUUGCUAUCUUUGAUGGCCAUUUAGGAGAUGGUGUUCCUGCCUACCUGCAGAAUAACUUGUAUGACAACAUCCUUAAGGAGGAAGAGUUUUGGACUGACCCAAGAACAUCUAUCUCAAAAGCCUAUGAGAAGACCGACCAAGCAAUUCUUUCACACAGUUCCAACUUGGGAAGAGGUGGGUCUACUGCUGUUACAGCAAUUCUGAUAAAUGGCCAGAGACUGUGGGUAGCCAAUUUGGGAGAUUCACGAGCUGUUCUUUCAAGAGGAGGUCAGGUAAUACAAAUGUCUACAGAUCACGAGCCUAGCGUGGAACGAGGCAUGAUCGAGAAUAAAGGAGGUUUCGUCUCAAACAUGCCAGGGGAUGUUCCUAGAGUGAAUGGACAGUUGGCUGUUUCUCGUGCUUUUGGAGAUAAAAGCCUUAAAUCACAUUUGCGGUCAGAUCCUGACAUUCAAGAUAUCAAUAUCGAUUCCAGUAUUGAAGUUCUUAUCCUUGCGAGUGAUGGUCUUUGGAAGGUAAUGGAAAAUCAUGAAGCAGUUGAUAUUGCAAGAAGAAUCAAAGAUCCCCAGAAGGCAGCCAAGCAAUUAACCUCUGAAGCAUUGAAGAGAGAUAGUAAAGAUGAUAUAUCUUGCGUUGUCGUUAGAUUUAGGAGAUAAAAAAAAAAAAAAUUUAAAUUGCAAGAUAUAUUUAAAAUAAGAAAAUUGCCAGUGAGUUGCCAAAAUUACAAAAUUGCUAGGAAAACCAUAAAGGGGAGAAUGGAGAGCAUCUCCUGUAAAUUUUAUGCUCUUUUUGUUGGUUUCUGUUCAAUAUUGUUUUGGUUUCUUCUUUUGAGUUUGUUAGCAAUGUGAUAUAUAUCGUUUGCUAAAUUGUGUGCAAGAUUGAGCAGCUGUGUAGAUGAAGAACAUGGGUUUGAUUGCUAGUAAUAGGAAUUUUUGUGAUAAA